This is a messenger RNA of Pseudonaja textilis, 3339 nucleotides long. The record is from RefSeq and is a predicted model, not a curated record. Lineage: Eukaryota; Metazoa; Chordata; Lepidosauria; Squamata; Elapidae.
UCCGUGCUGGUUUCAGGUGUCUGGCCUGAGGUGUCCCCGGUUCUUCUCUUGUGAAAUCCUCUAAAAUCAAAGGCUCCCACCAUGGAUGCCGAGAUGUCUGAUUUCGGGCCCGCCGCCCCGUUCCUGCGCAUGCCAGAAAAGCUUCGCAUCGAAACUCAGACUCGGCCGUUCGACUUGAAGAAGGACGUCUUCGUGCCGGAUGACAAAGAGGAAUUUGUGAAGGCCAAGAUCGUUUCCAAAGAAGGUGGCAAAGUCACUGCGGAAACAGAAAGCGGGAAGACGGUGACGGUCAAAGAAGACCAAAUCAUGCAGCAGAACCCGCCCAAAUUCGACAAGAUCGAGGACAUGGCCAUGCUGACCUUUCUGCACGAACCAGCCGUGCUCUACAAUCUGAAGGAUCGCUAUGCCUCCUGGAUGAUCUACACCUACUCGGGGCUCUUCUGUGUGACGGUCAACCCCUAUAAGUGGUUGCCCGUCUACAACGCAGAAGUGGUGGCUGCUUAUCGAGGGAAGAAGCGGAGUGAAGCUCCCCCCCACAUCUUCUCCAUCUCCGACAAUGCCUAUCAGUACAUGUUGACAGAUCGGGAGAACCAGUCCAUUCUUAUCACGGGAGAAUCCGGUGCCGGGAAAACAGUGAACACCAAGCGGGUCAUCCAAUAUUUUGCGGUCAUUGCUGCCAUUGGGGACCGUAGCAAGAAAGACCAAGCAGCUGCAACGGGGAAGGGCACCUUGGAAGAUCAAAUCAUCCAGGCCAACCCAGCUCUGGAGGCCUUCGGUAACGCCAAGACCUUGAGGAAUGACAACUCCUCCCGAUUUGGUAAAUUCAUCCGAAUUCACUUUGGAGCAACCGGAAAGCUGGCAUCAGCCGACAUAGAAACCUAUCUCCUGGAAAAAUCCAGAGUAAUCUUCCAGCUGAAGGCUGAGAGGAAUUAUCACAUCUAUUACCAAAUCUUGUCCAACAAGAAGCCAGAGCUGUUGGAUAUGCUGUUGGUCACCAACAAUCCUUACGACUACGCCUUCAUCUCCCAAGGAGAGACUACGGUACCUUCCAUUGAUGAUGCUGAGGAACUGUUAGCAACUGACAAUGCCUUUGACAUCUUAGGGUUCACCCAAGAGGAGAAAAAUUCCAUCUACAAGCUGACGGGGGCCAUCAUGCACUACGGGAACAUGAAAUUCAAGCAGAAGCAACGAGAGGAACAGGCUGAGCCUGAUGGGACUGAAGAAGCUGACAAGUCGGCAUAUCUGAUGGCCCUGAACUCUGCAGACCUGCUCAAGGGGCUUUGCCACCCGAGGGUCAAAGUGGGGAACGAGUACGUCACCAAAGGGCAAAAUGUCCAACAGGUGUACUAUUCCACGGGGGCGCUGGCCAAGGCUGUCUAUGAGAGGAUGUUUACCUGGAUGGUCAUGAGAAUCAACAGCACUCUGGAAACCAAACUGCCCCGACAGUAUUUCAUUGGGGUGUUGGAUAUUGCUGGCUUCGAGAUCUUUGAUUUCAACAGUUUCGAGCAGCUCUGCAUCAACUUCACCAACGAGAAGCUGCAGCAGUUCUUUAACCAUCACAUGUUUGUGCUGGAACAAGAGGAGUACAAGAAGGAGGGCAUCGAAUGGGUGUUCAUUGACUUCGGCAUGGACCUCCAGGCCUGCAUUGACCUCAUUGAGAAGCCCAUGGGCAUCAUGUCCAUCCUGGAAGAAGAAUGCAUGUUCCCCAAGGCCACCGACAUGACCUUCAAGGCCAAGCUCUACGACAACCACCUGGGCAAAUCGGCCAACUUCGGCAAAGCGCGGGUCAUCAAGGGCAAACCCGAGGCCCACUUUGCCCUGAACCACUACGCGGGCACCGUGGACUACAACAUCAACGGGUGGCUCCAGAAGAACAAGGACCCUCUCAACGAAACGGUGGUCGGCCUCUACCAGAAGUCAGCGUUGAAGCUCCUUGCCAACCUGUUUGCCAACUACGCCGGAGCGGACGCACCAUUGGAGUCCAAGGGGAAGGGUACUCAUAAGAAGAAGGGGUCUUCCUUCCAGACCGUGUCGGCCUUGCACAGGGAGAACCUCAACAAACUGAUGACCAACCUGCGCUCCACCCAUCCUCACUUUGUCCGUUGCAUUAUCCCCAACGAGACCAAAACCCCAGGGAUGAUAGACAAUCCUUUGGUCAUGCACCAACUGCGUUGUAACGGCGUGUUGGAAGGGAUCCGUAUCUGCCGGAAAGGAUUCCCUAACCGGAUCCUCUACGGGGAUUUCCGGCAAAGGUACCGCAUCCUAAACCCAGCGGCCAUUCCGGAGGGUCAGUUCAUCGACAGCCGGAAGGGGGCUGAGAAACUUCUAAGCUCGCUGGACAUCGACCAUAGCCAGUACAAAUUUGGACACACCAAGGUGUUCUUCAAAGCUGGUCUCCUGGGACUGUUGGAGGAAAUGAGAGAUGAACGUCUCUCCCGGAUCAUCACUCGCAUCCAAGCCCAAUCCCGUGGUGUGCUGGCCAGGAUAGAAUUCAGGAAGAUCAUGGAACGGAAGGAAUCUCUGCUGGUGAUCCAGUACAACAUCCGGGCUUUCAUGGUGGUGAAGAACUGGCCCUGGAUGAAGCUGUACUUCAAGAUCAAACCUUUGCUGAAGAGCGCGGAGACAGAGAAAGAGUUGGUGGCUAUGAAGGACGAGUUGGCCAAGUUGAAAGAGGCCUUGGAGAAGUCGGAAGCCCGUCGGAAGGAGCUGGAGGAGAAGAUGGUGUCCUUACUGCAGGAGAAGAAUGACCUACAGUUGCAAGUUCAGGCAGAGCAAGACAAUCUUGCAGAUGCUGAGGAACGUUGCGACCAGUUGAUCAAGAACAAGAUCCAAUUGGAAGCCAAGGUGAAAGAGAUGACCGAACGUCUUGAAGACGAAGAGGAGAUGAACGCCGAACUGACUGCCAAGAAGCGGAAGCUGGAAGAUGAAUGUUCUGAACUCAAGAAAGAUAUUGAUGACCUGGAGUUGACUUUGGCCAAGGUGGAGAAGGAGAAGCAUGCCACGGAGAACAAGGUGAAGAACCUCACCGAAGAAAUGGCUGGUUUGGAUGAGAUCAUCGUCAAGCUAACCAAAGAGAAGAAGGCUCUUCAAGAGGCCCACCAGCAAGCUCUGGAUGACCUUCAAGCUGAAGAAGACAAGGUCAACACGUUGACCAAAGCCAAGGUCAAACUGGAACAACAGGUGGAUGAUCUGGAAGGCUCCUUGGAACAGGAGAAGAAGAUCCGCAUGGACCUUGAGAGGGCCAAGAGGAAGCUGGAAGGAGACUUGAAGUUGGCCCAAGAAAGCAUCAUGGAUUUGGAGAACGACAAGCAACAACUUGAUGAAAAGCUGAAAAAGUAG